This is a messenger RNA of Carassius carassius (crucian carp), 2904 nucleotides long. Its product is annotated as NLR family CARD domain-containing protein 3-like. NCBI's taxonomy places the organism in Eukaryota, Metazoa, Chordata, Actinopteri, Cypriniformes, Cyprinidae. Gene Ontology annotation, molecular function: protein binding. The record is from RefSeq and is a predicted model, not a curated record. The transcript has 7 exons. Bases 16 to 2904 code for a protein of 962 amino acids.
GAGGAGACUGGAGACAUGCAGAAAAUAGCAGAUAAUCAACUACAGAAAAUCAAAGACCAGCACAUAACCAGCAUGAAGAACAAGUAUGAGAGAUUAUGUGAGGGACUGAAACUCCAGGAGAAUGAAAGCCUCCUGAACAGCAUCUACACACAGCUCUACAUCAUAGAGGGAGAGAGAGAACGAGUGAAUGAAGAACAUGAAGUUUUACAGAUGGAGAAAACAUCCAAAACACAACACUCACAAGACACUGCAAUUGACUGCAAUGACAUAUUUAAAGCCUCCGCUGAAGCAGGAUCUGAGGAGAAAGACCAGAUCAAGACUGUUCUUACAAACGGCAUCGCUGGAAUCGGAAAAACCGUCUCUGUGCAGAAGUUCAUUCUGGACUGGGCCGAGGGAAAAGCCAAUCAGGAUGUAGAUUUCAUGUUUGUGCUUCCAUUUCGAGAGCUGAACUUGAUCCGAGAUCAUCAGUACAGUCUUCACAGACUUCUGCUGGACUUUCAUCCUGAACUUCAAGAUCUGGACCCACAGAUGUAUGAGGAGUGUAAAGUUGUGUUCAUCUUUGAUGGUCUGGAUGAAAGCAGAAUCACACUGAUGUUUUCAGACGCUCAGAAAGUUUGUGAUGUGACUGAGACUUCAUCAGUGGCUGUGUUGAUGUCAAAGCUCAUGAAAGGAGAGCUGCUUCCUUCUGCUUUCAUCUGGAUCACCUCCAGACCAGCAGCAGCCAAUCAGAUCCCCUCCAAAUACAUCCACCGUCUGACAGAAAUUCAGGGAUUCAAUGAGCCUCAGAAGGAGGAAUAUUUCAGGAAGAGAAUCAGUGAUGAGCAUCAAGCCAGCAGAAUCAUCUCACACAUCAGAAGAGCAAGAAGCAUCCACAUCAUGUGCCACAUCCCCGUCUUCUGCUGGAUCUCAUCCACUGUGCUUCAGAAGCUCAUGGAAGAAGAUCUGAGUGCAGAAAUCCCUCAAACUCUGACUGAAACGUACAUCCACUUCCUGCUGAUUCAGAUCAACAUGAGGAAGCAGAAGUAUGAAGAGAGAGAUCCAGAGAAACUCCUGCAGUCCAACAGAGAAGUGAUUGUGAAACUUGCUGAAGUGGCUUUCAAACAACUGAUGAAGGGCAAUGUGAUGUUCUAUGAGGAGGACCUGAUUGAGAGCGGCAUAGACAUCACUGUUGCUUCAGUGUAUUCUGGGAUUUGCACUGAGAUCUUUAAGGAGGAAUCUGUGAUUCAUCAGAGGAAAGUUUACAGCUUUGUUCAUCUGAGCGUUCAGGAGUUUCUUGCUGCUUUCCAUGUGUUUUACUACCACAUAAGCAUCAAUACAGAAGAAUGUUUUGAUUCACUGCACAAACUCUAUGAAAGAGUAGUAGACAAAACCCUUAAGAGUGAGAAUGGACAGCUUGAUCUGUUCCUGCGGUUCCUUCUGGGCAUCUCACUGGAGUCCAAUCAGAGACUGUUACAGGAUCUACUGAAACACACAGAGAACAGCUCAGAGACCAUCAGUGAAAUCACACAGUACAUUACAGAGAAGAUCAAAGAUGGACAUGAACUCUCCACUGAAAGAUCCAUCAAUCUGUUCCUCUGUCUGCUGGAAGUAAAAGAUGAGACUCUGUCCAGAGAGAUUCAGGAGUUUGUGAAAUCAUACAAACACUCAGAGAAGAAACUCUCUGCUGCUCACUGCUCAACAAUCUCCUACAUGCUUCAGAUGUCAGAGGAAGUGCUGGAUGAGCUGGACCUCCAGAAAUACAACACAUCAGAUGAGGGCAGAAGAAGACUGAUACCUGCUGUGAUCAACUGCAGAAAAGCUCUUCUUGCCGGCUGUAAUCUCAACGCUCAGUGUUGUGAAGUUGUUUCAUUAGCUCUACAAUCCCCAUACUCUGUCCUGAGAGAGCUGGAUAUGAGUGAGAUGGCAGACAGUGUGUACGGUGUCGUGUGGGUCAGCGGUUUGCUGAUGUCAACGUUGUGGAUCGAGUGGUCCAUGGUGGCAAUGGGGUUAAGGUUGUCUGGCUGCAUGGUGACAGAGGAAGGCUGUGGUUAUUUGUCUUCAGCUCUGAAUUCAAACCCCUCACACCUGAGAGAGCUGGAUCUCAGCUACAAUCACCCAGGACCUUCAGGAGUCCAGCUGCUCAAACACAAACUGCAGGAUCCUAACUAUAAACUGGAGAAACUCAAUCUGGAUAAUCCAGGAGAGUCAAUGAUGAAAGCAGGACCACAAAAAUAUGCCUGUGAUCUCACACUGGAUCCAAACACAACAAACGCUCAACUCAGUCUGUCUGAGAACAACAGGAAGGCAGAAUAUGUCAAACACGAUGAGUCAAAUCCUGAUCCAAAACCUCAGUCGUAUCCUAAUCAUCCAGAUAGAUUUGAGCAACAUGAGCAGGUUCUGUGUGUUGAGAGUCUGACUGGACGUUGUUACUGGGAGGCUGAAUGGAGUGGGUUUGUUGAAAUAUCAGUGACACAUAGAGGAAUUAACAGGAAAGGAGGGAAUGACAGUUGGUUUGGAUACAAUGACAAAUCCUGGACUCUGUACUGCUCUGCUAAAGGAUUCACUGUCUGGCACAACAAUGAGAGCACUGACAUCUCUGUACGUUUGUCUAAUAGAGUAGGAGUGUAUGUGGAUGUGGCGGCUGGGUCUCUGUCCUUCUACAGCGUCUCUGACACACACACACUCACACGCUUACACACAUUCAACACCACAUUCACUGAACCCCUCUGUGCUGGAUUUGGGGUUCAUUCCGACUCCACAAUAUCUUAUAACAGCUGUGUCGUCAUCAGUGCUCCUGCAGUCGCUCUGGAGAAACUGCAGCGACUGAGUCAGCCGGCUGCUCUCGAAACGCUCUCGCGGUACUUUGAUGUCACAGGUGACAGUCAUGUGGCGUCGGCACCUUCUCAAGUCGGACAAAAUUUCUAA